AUUGAGAUUAUAUUAGUUGCAGUCAUCUUUGAUAGUCUCCUUUCUCUCAAUCCAUCAAAGACAAAAGGCCCAAUGGCCUAAUUUCCUCUCUAAAGCACCUGUCAAACACCCCCAAGGAACAGUUGCAGAGUUGCUCUUCUUUCUUCUUCUCUUCUCUCACCAUGACAGACAGGGUUUACCCUUCUACUAAACCCGCCACUAACGGCACCACUACCAUCACCAACCCCUCUUUUCCGGCCACCAAAGCUCAGCUCUACGGAGCCAACCGUCCUGCCUAUCGCCCUCAACCCCAACGCAAACGAAGCCGCCGGAGUUGCUGGUGUGCCUGUUGUCUCUGGGUAACCUUGAUCAUAUUCAUUCUCCUCGUCCUGGUUGCCAUAGCUGGUGCCAUUAUCUACGUUAUCUACCGUCCCCAGCGGCCCACCUUCUCUGUCUCCGGCCUCAAAGUCUCCUCUCUCAACUUCACUUCAUCUUCCCAGCUCACCACCAACAUCAACUUUAACAUCACCGCAAGAAACCCAAACAAGAAGCUCGUCUACAUCUACAACCCUGUCACUAUCUCUGUAACUACAGAGAAAGAGGAUAUUCUUAUAGGCAAUGGCUUGUUACCCUCUUUUGUGCAUGGCACCAAGAACACAACCUUGCUGAAAGCUACCAUCACAAGCAGUGGUCAACAGCUAGACGAUAUCCCUUCUAGCCAAUUGAAGACGGCUUUGAAGAGCAAGAAUGGCUUGGGUUUGAAGAUAGAGUUGGAAACUAAGGUGAAACUGAAGAUGGGAGGUUUAAAGACACCAAAAGUUGGGAUCAGGGUAUCCUGUGAAGGGAUCAAAGUCACUGUUCCCAGUGGGAAAACGGCAACCACAGCUUCAGUAUCUAACGCUAAGUGCAAGGUUGAUUUGAGGAUCAAAAUCUGGAAAUGGACUUUUUGAGAUGGGAUUCAUCUGUGUUUAAUUUAGAAAAUAAAAAGUGUGAUUUUUUUUCCCUCUUUUUAAUUAAUUACAUAUAUGUUAUUCUUU
This is a messenger RNA of Hevea brasiliensis (rubber tree), 1016 nucleotides long. RefSeq names its product NDR1/HIN1-like protein 13. The record is from RefSeq and is a predicted model, not a curated record. The coding region runs from base 162 to 929 and encodes 255 amino acids. Gene Ontology annotation, cellular component: plasma membrane. The transcript has a single exon. Lineage: Eukaryota; Viridiplantae; Streptophyta; Magnoliopsida; Malpighiales; Euphorbiaceae.